Rhododendron vialii is the source of this 753-nucleotide messenger RNA. Its product is annotated as NADH dehydrogenase [ubiquinone] 1 alpha subcomplex subunit 2. The coding region runs from base 231 to 527 and encodes 98 amino acids. The record is from RefSeq and is a predicted model, not a curated record. The transcript is spliced from 3 exons. NCBI's taxonomy places the organism in Eukaryota, Viridiplantae, Streptophyta, Magnoliopsida, Ericales, Ericaceae.
GUCCAUCUCGACAAUAUGGUCCGAAGAGAGAAUUACUCUUCCAAAGAUCCUUGGAUUAUUCGCAGAGGAUCCGGAUCCGGAUCCAACUGAAAUCAGUUUUGAAGGGCGAUUCGUCUUGCGAGGUAGUUCUACGAGCCCUAUUUCCAGUUGUUGAGAUAUACUACUACUGAAUUCUGGCAGGGAAACCGGGAGAGGAUAAAGCAACCAUUUUUAGGGUUUGCCAGAAAGCAAUGGCAUGGAGGAGUAAUCUAUCUCGUAAUCUCAAGGAGCUUCGAAUCCUCUUUUGCCAAACCUCGCCUGCCAGCUCAUCUACCAGAGCAUUUGUGGAGAAUAAUUACAAGGAUCUGAAGACGUUAAACCCCAAAUUGCCAAUACUCAUCCGUGAAUGCACUGGAACUGAGCCUCAGCUGUGGGCCAGAUAUGAUAUGGGUGUUGAGAGGGGGAUUCGUUUGGAAGGCAUGACAGAGGCACAGAUCUUGAAAUCACUGGAGGACCUUGUUAAAGUUGGUGCAGCUCUUAAAUCUUGAUGCUGCUGCUGCUAAUGUUGUUUGGCCUCGCAGAAAUUAAAUAAAGAAGUUUCUAUGGAAUCCCUCUAUUGGAUGGAAUCGAUGUCUGUCUUUCUGUGAUGAAUAACUUUCAGGUUGCUCUGUUUUCUGCAUCUUAAAUUCGAUUGACACAUGAACUAGCUUGGGGUGUUCAUGGAUCUUGUUUAGUUAUUGUGAUGUUUUAUGACUAGUCCUUGUUUGGUGGCAA